AUGGACUGGGACAUCUCUCCUCAUGGCAGGUUUUUGCACCACUCCAUGGAGGUGGAUUUCUGGAAUCUUAGCAGUAUUGUGUCUUUUGUUGAUGGCUAUUUUGGGAAUUGUUUUGAAAAACUCAUUUCAUAAAUUAGAUAUUGAACCAACACUUUCUCCAGGAACCACCCUCAAAUCCCAGGAAGAUUCUGACUGUUGUUCUUGCCAGGAAGGCUGGAUCCUGUACAGAUGCAACUGUUACUUCAUUUCCAGUGAACCAAAAACUUGGAAUGAAAGUCAAAAUAUCUGUGUUUCUCAGAACUCCUUACUUUUUCAGAUGCACAACAGAGAUGAAUUACACUUUAUGAAAUUAAGUAGAGAAUUUUACUGGAUUGGAGUCAUCUACAGUGAAAAACUACAAACCUGGGUGUGGCUGAAUGGCUCUGCUUUCCCUCCAAAUCUAUUCUCAUCCUAUAAAACUACAAAUCCAAAGAAGUGCAUAGUAUACAACCCAAACCUUGGUGCUCAGGAUCAACCCUGCAUGUGGACACACUUAUUUAUCUGUAAGCAAGAACUUACAGGUGUUUCUUGAGGCAGAGGUGGAGAAUGACGGUCCAUCUAAAGAAUGGUAUUCCAAUUAUGUAUUUCUAG
Molecule: messenger RNA, 630 nt
Organism: Talpa occidentalis (Iberian mole)
Lineage: Eukaryota; Metazoa; Chordata; Mammalia; Eulipotyphla; Talpidae
Product: natural killer cells antigen CD94-like
Exons: 6
Coding region: 23-571 (182 amino acids)
Biological process (GO): stimulatory C-type lectin receptor signaling pathway; positive regulation of natural killer cell mediated cytotoxicity
Source: RefSeq, a predicted model, not a curated record